UGUAGAUAUUCUGUAGGAAUUAAAUUCGCUAUCAAAUUUCUCAAGGUCGUGCAAAAUAUUUUAGGUUUUAUGACAGUUUAUCAAACACAUUGUUAUCAAUUAUAACUGAUUAAAAAUAUAUGGAAAUAAUUUAUCUGUUGGUCACGCCUCUAAACAACAGUUCAUUCACAGAUGUGAAGGCGUGUACAUGUAUAUUGGAGUAGUGAAAAAAUAAUAUUUAUAUAUUAUUUACGUUUGGAAAAAGUGUUUAAAAUGUCAGUGUUAAAUAAUUUUACAGUGUCGAUAGCUAAGGGCUUGAGGCGUCUUCGACAAAGUAAGGAGCUUUGCGAUCGGGGCUCAGGUCUCACACGAAAACAGCACGGCUCCAAUGAACAACGUCUGAAAAUGCAGAAAUGUCUCAUCGUCUCCAAAGUUACCAGAUACGAAUAUGAAAAGCACAGCCAUGAUAAUAUAGAAGAUUCAAAGCUGGAGAAGAUCUUGAGGAAACGUGGAUCAGAUUAUGACGCAAUGAUCAGCACUCAUCGAGAACAGAAAGCGUUUGAGGAGAGUGUUGCCAGAAAUUUGAAAGAUAUGGGACUUGAAGUGGAAAUGGCUAGUAGAUUAACAUACAACGAAGAAUUAAUAAAUUGGUGCGACGUAGUGGUACCGUGUGGUGGGGAUGGAACGUUUCUUCUGGCAGCUUCUAGAGUUCGAGAUGCGAAUAAACCAGUCAUCGGCUUCAAUAGCGCUCCACACAAGUCAGUCGGUCGUCUCUGUCUGCCAACAUGGUGUUCAAACGACGUUAAGGGUGCGCUGCAGGCGUUGAAAGAGGGCAGGUUCACAUGGAUGAGGCGUUCCAGGAUAAGGACAACGAUUAAAUCUGAGCCGAAACUUCUGGACACAAUAACACCAGUUGACCUGCACACCUUGCAUUAUUGCAGGUAUCCCCCAGUAUCAAAUCCACACGACAGUCCAGAAAGGUCGAAUAGUCCGAACUUCAGUACUGAUGAGUCAAAUUCGACGCUAGCAACUAAAGUUCUACCGUUUCUAGCUUUAAAUGAGGUGUUCAUAGGCGAGAGUGUGACUUCUCGUGUGUCUCUGCUCCGGCUACAGAUCGACAACGGCCAGUGGACGCACACGAAGAGUUCCGGUCUGUGCGUCACUACCGGUACGGGCAGCACUUCGUGGCAUUACAGUAUAAAUUGCCUCCGAACCCACUCAGUACUGGAGCUGAUGAAGAUCCUCGGCGAGGAGUUCGACGUAAAGAUGGACAGCUCCUUGGAGAAGGCAAGAGAAGUGACCGAGAGAUAUAACCAGAAGUUGAUGUUUCCAGCUGACUCGGAGUACCUGGCGUACUCGGUGCGCGAGUACAUCACGUUCGAGGAGUGGCCGGCGCCGCGCGGGCUGCGCGUGCGCGACCGCGCGGCCGCCGUGCGCGUGCGCUCGCACUGCACCGACGCCGGCUUGGUCGUCGACGGCAGUGUGUCGUUUCCUUUCAACGAUGGAACGGAAGCGUUGCUCGAAAUCCACCCGGAAGAUUCACUCAUGACAGUACACAUGGAUGACAAAUUGCCGUAUUGAUAACAUACAUCGAAUUCAUUCGUAUUUCUCCUCACUUUCCCCCGGGUAACCGUUAUACAACGCGAUGAAGAGUAUAUUUUUUGGUGACCCAGAAUGAUGCCGUGAGUCUUGGUAGUUUAAUGAUGCGCAAGCGCAAAUAAUAUUUAAUGAAACGUUUAAAGCUUCGAUUAUAUGCUUUAAGUUUCUUUUUUGUAUAUUAUCGCAUUUAAGAUCGACACUGAGAGUGGUUUUUUUGCCUGGGUUACCAGUUAUAUCAAGUAUAGCUGAUACGGUGACCCAGGGCGCAUUUUGGGCUUGCUAUAAGAUUUAGCCUUUCAGUCUGCGUGAUGCACGGAUAGAGAAAUA
Molecule: messenger RNA, 1905 nt
Organism: Vanessa tameamea
Lineage: Eukaryota; Metazoa; Arthropoda; Insecta; Lepidoptera; Nymphalidae
Gene: Nadk2
Product: NAD kinase 2, mitochondrial
Exons: 11
Coding region: 253-1560 (435 amino acids)
Biological process (GO): NADP+ biosynthetic process; NAD+ metabolic process
Cellular component (GO): mitochondrion
Molecular function (GO): NAD+ kinase activity
Source: RefSeq, a predicted model, not a curated record